Molecule: messenger RNA, 954 nt
Organism: Medicago truncatula (barrel medic)
Lineage: Eukaryota; Viridiplantae; Streptophyta; Magnoliopsida; Fabales; Fabaceae
Product: F-box/LRR-repeat protein At1g06630
Exons: 2
Coding region: 1-954 (317 amino acids)
Molecular function (GO): protein binding
Source: RefSeq, a predicted model, not a curated record
AUGGUGGUAUCAUCCAAACGAAGAAAACUGGUAACGGGUGAAGAAGAAAACGAAGACAGAAUCAGCUACUUACCCGACGGUGUUUUGAACCAUAUCCUUUCAUUCCUCCCUACAAAAACCUCAGUUUCCACCGCUCGACUUUCUAGCCGGUGGCGCCACCUCUGGCAGCAUCUCUCCGUUCUUCACUUCUCCGAUGACUCCCAUGAGUAUGUCGACCAACCAGCGGAGCGUUUCAAGAGUUUCGCUCUUCUAGUUAACGGUGUCCUGGCUCUCCUACGUAAUCCCCGUGCCAUUCAGAAGAUGAGUCUCAGCUGUGUUCAUUCCUUCACGGACGAUAAGUUUCGUGAAUAUUCCGUAGAGACUUGGGUUCGUGCUGCCAUUGGACCCCACCUUCAUGAACUCGAGCUUACUCUCUUUUGCGACGAAGAUGCUCCCGACUUCAAGCUACCGCAAGCCCUCUUCUCAUGCCCUAAUCUAGUUUCACUCAGUCUCUCUGGUGCAGUUCAUGUAAGCAUCCAACACUCCACGGCUGUUAGUUUGCCAUCACUAAAGAUGUUGAUGAUCGACAUUGGUUAUGUUGAAGUAUCUUCUGUGAAUGCACUUCUUGAUGGCUGCUCAAGUAUAGAAAUUCUGGAUCUUGGCUUUUCAGCCCAAAGCUUGGAUAAAGUUUGUGUCCCGCCUUCCUUGAAAAGGUUGAAAAUCACCAUUGAGAAUGAUGUUGGAGCUUACUUGGAAGUAAAUGCGCCGGAUCUUCAAUACCUUAACAUUACCCAAAUCACAUUCGGCGAAGGUUUCAGCUUGUACAGCUUGCCCAACGUGGUGGAAGCGUAUCUUGAUGUCUUUCCCACGUCGCUUGGUUCCAUCGUACCUUUGCACAACCUCUUUGGCGCUCUCUCUGGGGCAAAACAUCUCAUGUUGAGUCGUUCAACAACCAAGGUUAAGGUUUUUCUUUAG